AUGGCAAGACUUUCAAAUUGGAUGAAGGAGAAACCACCAGAUGAACACAAUCAAAAGUGGCAAGCACUUUACAGAAGAUAUGCUGUCAAAGAAGCAAUAAGACAUCCAGCCUGCUCUAGUCACUCCAGAUGGUGUAUAAACCCAUUUGGCAAUGUGGUUAUCAUGCCAAUAAAGGUUCAUGUAUGUAUAGUAACACUGAAAAACUACCAGCAUGUCCUUGCCUUGGCAUUUGCUGUGAAGGAGGUCAAUGACAACCCCAAGAUCUUACCCAAUAUCAGCCUCGGGUUCCACAUCUAUGACAGCUACUCCAAUGCCAAGUUGACCUACCAGAACAUCUUGAACUUCCUCUGCCCCUCGAAAAGGAUGAUCCCCAACUACAGUAGUAACAACCAGAGGAAUCUGAUGGCUGUCAUUGGGGGACUUGAUUCCGAAACAUCUCUCCACAUUGCCAACAUUAUUAACCUAUACAAAAUUCCACAGGUUACCUACAGUUUCUAUGGCCCAUUGACAGAUGAAACAAACCAGAUUCCUUCCAUCUACCAGAUGGUCCCCAAUGAAGCCAACCAGUUCAAGGGGAUUCUCCAACUACUUCUUCAUUUCCAGUGGACAUGGGUUGGGAUUGUUGCACUGCGUAGCAAUAAAGGAGAAAUGUUUGUGCAGAUCUUGACAUCCUUGCUGUCCCAGAAUGGUAUCUGUCCUGCCUUCAUCCAUUGGCUACCAACCUUGACUUCUCCUGAAGACAUGAAUGACAUUUUCUACAUGACAAGGCCCAGAGAGUAUUUGGCCCUUUUUCUAACCAAGAUGGAAGUCAAUAUAUUUAUCAUAAAGGCAGAUACAUAUGCAAUGUCUUCUUUGAAAUGGUUUUUAUAUUUGGCACAAAUGGAAGUUAUGCCAGAAAUAAUCAUGGGCAAGGUAUGGAUUUUGACAGCAGAGUGGGAUUUCUCCUUUCAAACAUUGGACAGGCUUUUGGAUAUUAAAGUUUUCCAUGGUGCUUUGUCCUUUAAUGUGAAGACCAAUGAAAUAGUUGGGUUCCAAAAUUUCAUUCACUUUGUAAGUUCCAAUUGGCCAGAAGAAGAUGAUUUUAUCAGGGUCUUCUGGGGGCCAGCAUUUAACUGUUUGUUGUCAGAUUCCAAACUGAAUGAAGACAUGGGCAGAUGCACUGGGCAGGAGAAGCCUGAGAGCCUUCCAGCUCCUUUUUUUGAGAUGACCAUGACUGCCCAGAGCUACAGCAUCUACAACUCUGUCCUUGCUGUAGCACAAGCUUUGCUUGCCAUGUACUCAGUGAAGCAAAAAUACACUUUAACAGUAGUGGAAGGAAACAUAAAGGAGUCUUUCAGUCUACAACCUUGGCAGCUUCAUCCUUUCCUGAGGAGCAUCUCAUUUAACAACACUGCUGGGGAUCUCAUUCGCUUUAAUAAGAGAGGUGAAUUAGAAACAAGAUUUGACAUUAUCAACUGGGUGACAUUCCCAAACCAAAGUUUUCAAAGAGUGAAAGUAGGAGGGAUGGAUCCUCAGGCUUCACCGGGCACAGAGUUCACCAUUAAAGAGGAAUUCAUCACUUGGCACAUGGCAUUUAAUCAGGUUCAGCCGCUUUCUGUGUGUAACGACAACUGCCAUCCAGGUUACAGUAGAAGAAAGAAGGAGGAGGAGGCGUUCUGUUGCUACGAUUGUGCUCCAUGCCCAGAACGAAAGAUUUCCGACAAGAAGGACAUGGAUGAUUGUGUCAAAUGCCCAGAAGAUGAGUACCCAAACAAGCACCAUGAUCAAUGUCUUCCUAAGAUUCUAAACUUCUUGUCCUAUAACGAACCUUUGGGGAUCACUUUAGUUCUUUUGGUUCUCUCUUUAUCUCUGAUCGCAGCCCUGGUACUUGGAAUCUUCAUUAAACACCGGAACACCCCCAUUGUCAAAGCAAACAAUCGGAAUCUAACCUACUGUCUACUUUUCUCCCUCCUGAUUUGCUUCCUUUGCUCCUUGCUGUUCAUUGGCCGACCUCAGACAGUGACUUGCCUUCUCCGCCAAACAUCUUUUGGCAUCAUCUUCUCAGUGGCUGUUUCUUCUCUGUUGGCAAAAACUGUCACUGUGGUUCUAGCUUUCAUGGCCACUAAACCAGGAAGCCAGAUAAGAAAAUGGGUGGGAAACCAACUGGCAUGUUCAAUUGUUAUUUCUUGUUCCACUGUUCAAGUGGUGAUAUGUAUUCUGUGGCUCUACAUAGCUCCUCCAUUCCCUGGACAGGAUACAAAGUCCAUGACUGAAGAAAUUGUACUGGAAUGUGAUGAAGGGUCUGCUGCCAUGCUUUACUGUGUUUUGGGCUACAUGGGAUUCUUGGCUGCUGUCACCUUUGCUGUGGCUUUUUUUGCUCGCAAGUUACCCAACACAUUUAAUGAAACCAAGUUCAUCACUUUCAGCAUGCUGGUGUUUUGCAGUGUUUGGUUAUCCUUUGUACCAACUUACCUGAGUACGAAAGGCAAACAUAUGGUAGCUGUGGAGAUCUUCUCUAUCUUAGCUUCCAGUGCUGGAUUACUUGGCUGUAUUUUUUCCCCCAAGCUCUAUAUAAUUAUUCUGAAACCCAAGUUGAAUAUCAAGGAGCAGCUACUAAUGAGAAAGAAGUAG
Messenger RNA from Euleptes europaea (tarantolino), 2610 nucleotides. Its product is annotated as vomeronasal type-2 receptor 26-like. The coding region runs from base 1 to 2610 and encodes 869 amino acids. Gene Ontology annotation, cellular component: membrane. The transcript is spliced from 7 exons. NCBI's taxonomy places the organism in Eukaryota, Metazoa, Chordata, Lepidosauria, Squamata, Sphaerodactylidae. The record is from RefSeq and is a predicted model, not a curated record. Gene Ontology annotation, biological process: G protein-coupled receptor signaling pathway. Gene Ontology annotation, molecular function: G protein-coupled receptor activity.